CAUGCAAGAGUUUCAUGCUGGGAUGGUGGCAUGACAGUGGAGGAGGUAUUCUUGUUGAGUUAACCUUAGUUAACAGAACAAGCAAGUUAUCUAAUUGUUAUGAACAUGUGGACAGUUUGACUUCUGGACGUGCGUUAUUGUGUGUCACUUAACGUGUGUCUCCCUCUCUGGCUUAACAAGCUCGUGACAUUAUCUGAAAAAGGAGCACACAGCGACUGUGAGCAUGGCCAGACCUCUGCAGGCCCUCUCCCUCCUCUACAGGCUCGGUGCUCGCUCAGUGAUGCCCUCUGUUUCUAUGACCAGCUGUCGAUUUGCGAGCAAAGCAUUGAACAAGGCACAGAGUCAUGUGCGCAGAGACAAGGUUCCCAACAGAGCCCAGAGAGACAGCGAGGAGAUGUAUGACAUGGAGCUGGAGGAUGUGGAGGACAAACUCCAGGUCUUGUUUGAUGAGCAGAGAAAAAAGCAGAAGACUGUGAAAUAUCACAUACUGAGAAGGCAGAUGACUCCACCAGGAGCUCCACAGAGGAAGCUCACCUGGGAUGCUAUCGAGCAGAUCAAAUAUCUGAAGCAGGAGCAACCAGAGGAGUGGACAGUUGAGCGUCUGGCUGAGGGAUACUCUGUCAGCCCUGAUGUCAUCCGGAGAGUCCUCAAGACCAAGUUUCUCCCCACUCCUGAAAAAAAGUUCAAACAGGACACCAGAGCAUUGUCCGGACUCGGUCAGCAGGUGCUGCCUUCAGGAGCCGCAGCAGGGCAGGACAGGCUGAAACUGUCUGGAAACCGCACAACAGCGCUACUCCAACCUGGAAAUGUUGAAUCUGCCGUGGUGCCUGUGGCUGACAAGACUGUGAUGCUUCGUGGUGAAAGCUCAGGAUUAGUCACUAAGAGUCCUUCCCCCUUUUCUCUUGUGCCCGCCCAGUUCAGAGCUGAUGUUAGUUAUGACAUCCCUGUGACAACAUCAAUAGAAGAGGACAGCAUUUACAACACAAAUCCAACAGAGGAAGAUGAAGAUGACGAGGAAAGCUGGGAUGGACGGCUGUUCACAGAAGAAGAACUUGAAGAGAUUAUGGAAACACUAGAGGCUUGCCCUGUGGUGCAAGAUGGCAAUGACUUCUUUGAUGCAGAGGGAAACUUUCUGUAUCGAAUCUGAUGGCUUCCUGCGUUGGACCGUUUCAUGUACAGUAAUGGAUUACUCAGUGACUUGGUAAACGAUAUAUUAUAACAUUGCUAUUAAAUAAAAAUCAUGUGACAAAAA
This is a messenger RNA of Gymnodraco acuticeps, 1252 nucleotides long. It is a transcript of the gene ngrn, whose product is annotated as neugrin, neurite outgrowth associated. NCBI's taxonomy places the organism in Eukaryota, Metazoa, Chordata, Actinopteri, Perciformes, Bathydraconidae. The record is from RefSeq and is a predicted model, not a curated record. The transcript has 3 exons. Bases 224 to 1147 code for a protein of 307 amino acids. Gene Ontology annotation, cellular component: nucleus.